AGGGCCGACGGCAAGCUUCGAGGCCGCCCAGUUUGGAGGCCGCUAUGGCUACCGCUCCCUGGGCCGAGAUCCGCGAGAAAUUCCAGGCUGCCCUGGCCCUGUCGCGGGUGGAAUUACAUAAAAACCCGGAGAAGGAGCCGUACAAGUCCAAAUACAGCGCCCGGGCGCUGCUGGAGGAGGUCAAGGCGCUGCUCGGCCCCGCGCCGGAGGAUGAGGACGAGAGGCCUUCGGCCGACGAGGGCUUGGGCGCGGGGGACCACGCCCUGGGGCCGCCCACCGAGGCCGUGGAGCCCGAGGGGCCCGCCGCUCAGCGGGCCGUGCGGCUGGCGGUUCUCGAGUUCCACCUCGGGGUGAACCACAUCGACACGGAGGAGCUGUCGGCCGGGGAGGAGCACCUGGUGAAGAGCCUGAGGCUGCUGAGCCGGUACCGGCUCUCGCACUGCUGCGUCUCGCUCUACGUGCAGGCGCAGAAUAACCUGGGCAUCUUAUGGUCUGAAAGGGAAGAAAUUGAAACUGCACGGGCUUACCUAGAAUCGUCAGAAGCUCUGUAUAAUCAAUAUAUGAAAGAGAUUGGGAGUCCUCCUUUUGAUCCGACAGAACACUUUCUUCCUGAAGAAGAGAAGCUCACUGAACAGGAGAGAUCAAAAAGAUUUGAGAAGGUUUAUACUCAUAACCUGUAUUACCUGGCUCAAGUCUACCAGCAUAUGGAAAUGUUUGAGAAGGCUGCUCACUAUUGCCACAGCACACUGAAGCGACAGCUUGAGCACAAUGCCUAUCAUCCUAUGGAGUGGGCUAUUAAUGCUGCUACCUUGUCACAGUUUUAUAUCAAUAAGCUAUGCUUUAUGGAGGCCAGACACUGUUUAUCAGCUGCUAAUGUUAUUUUUGGUCAAAUUGGGAAAAUUCCAGCCACAGAAGACACUCCUGAAUCAGAAGGGGAUGUGCCAGAGCUGUAUCAUCAGAGGAAAGGGGAGAUAGCAAGAUGCUGGAUCAAGUACUGCUUGACUCUCAUGCAAAAUGCCCAGCUUUCCAUGCAGGACAACAUAGGCGAGCUGGAUUUUGACAAACAAUCUGAACUUCGUGCUUUACGGAAAAAGGAACUAGAUGAGGAAGAGAGCAUCAGGAAGAAAGCUGUGCAGUUUGGAACAGGGGAGCUGUGUGAUGCCAUCUCUGCAGUGGAGGAGAAAGUGAGAUAUUUGAGACCUUUAGACUUUGAAGAAGCCAGAGAACUUUUCUUACUCGGUCAGCACUAUGUCUCUGAGGCAAAAGAGUUCUUCCAAAUUGAUGGGUAUGUCACUGACCAUAUUGAAGUUGUCCAAGACCACAGCGCUCUGUUCAAGGUCCUGGCCUUCUUUGAAACUGACAUGGAGAGACGGUGCAAGAUGCAUAAACGCAGAAUAGCUAUGUUAGAGCCCCUCACGGUGGACCUGAAUCCACAGUAUUACCUAUUGAUCAACAGGCAGAUUCAGUUUGAGAUUGCACAUGCUUAUUAUGAUAUGAUGGAUUUGAAGGUUGCCAUUGCUGACAAGCUGAGGGAUCCUGAUUCACACAUUGUAAAAAAAAUAAAUAACCUUAAUAAGUCAGCGCUGAAGUACUACCAGCUCUUCUUAGACUCCCUGAGGGACCCAAAUAAAGUAUUUCCUGAGCAUCUAGGGGAGGAUGUUCUUCGCCCCGCCAUGCUCGCUAAGUUCCGCGUUGCUCGUCUCUAUGGCAAAAUCAUCACUGCUGAUCCCAAGAAAGAGCUAGAGAAUUUGGCAACAUCAUUGGAGCAUUACAAAUUUAUUGUCGAUUACUGUGAAAAGCACCCUGAGGCGGCCCAGGAAAUUGAAGUUGAGCUGGAACUUAGUAAAGAGAUGGUCAGUCUUCUCCCAACAAAAAUGGAGAGAUUCAGAACCAAGAUGGCCCUGACUUAAUUUUUAUUUUUAAGAUAGGAAAUAUUCUCUACUGGUGAUUUAUUUUCCUCCUGUAUUCAGGCAGACCCAAUUCCAUUGUGACACUUCCCCUCAGGGCCAGAUGAGUACAGUGUAAUGUGGGGUACAGCCAGACCACCUCAGCAA
Molecule: messenger RNA, 2054 nt
Organism: Dipodomys spectabilis (banner-tailed kangaroo rat)
Lineage: Eukaryota; Metazoa; Chordata; Mammalia; Rodentia; Heteromyidae
Gene: Kifbp
Product: kinesin family binding protein
Exons: 7
Coding region: 45-1910 (621 amino acids)
Molecular function (GO): protein binding
Source: RefSeq, a predicted model, not a curated record